CACGACGUCAUUCCGGUUGUCUUGACGCUCGGAGGACCUCCAGACAGCGAUGGAUGCUGAUGGUGACACCGGGAGCUAAUCUGUAAUUUUCCUCAGGGGCCAAACACGCUGUUCAGAGAAACGUGUGAGGAUGUGGGGACAGUUCGUGUGGUCCAACAAACACUCUGCAGUCCGUACCGAGUCUGUCCUGUCAGGCGGGUGUGUCAGACCUGGUUUCUACAGGUUUGGGGUUUGUUGCCAAAAUAAACACACGCGUCUACUCACAAUUUGGAGGCGCCGCUAGCAGCAGGAAGGAGCUCAGACCCCUGCUGCCAGCUGACGGAGCCGCUUUUUCGCCAUGGCCUCCGCGCGUUUCCCCGGGAAGACUGUGGACGUGUCCGCCGCCAACUGGACAGCUCCAGCGCUGAGCAGGCCGCUGUGCGUCAACGGGACGCCGUGGAUCCUGUACCUGCUGGAGGAGUGUGUGGAUAAUGUGUGGGAGUACUGCAGCGUGGUGAUAGGACUCAUAUCCAUGUUCUGCUUCCUGCUCUCCACUUUACCGCAGGUCAUUGAAGCUUAUCGGAACGGUAAAGUGGAGGAGGCCAUGUCUUUUGGCUUUCUUUUCUUCCUCUUCAGCGGAGAUCUGACCAGCUUUGCAGGCUGCUACCUCACCAGCCAGCUGCCCAUUCAGAUAGUUACCGUGGUGUUCUACAUCUUCACAGACCUGAUCCUGAUCUCCCAGUUUCUCUACUAUAAAAUCAAGAACAGCUCCAGCAGAAAAAGCCCUGUGUUGAAGUGGCUGUGCUUCAUGUGGUGUGGUGCUGCUACGUUAGUUCUCCUGGCUUUACCCAAACUCAUCAUAGACAAUAGUUCAACUUUAGACACCCAGAGUCCAACUACCUCGAAAUCAGUGGAAAUCACUGGCUAUAUAUGUGGAUACCUGGCAUCUGUCUUCUACCUCUGCUCACGUUUCCCCCAGCUUUAUAAAAAUUUCCAGCGACAGUCUACAGAGGGCACCUCGUACCUAUUGUUUGCCCUGGCCAUGAUGGGCAAUGGAACAUAUGGGUUGAGUGUUAUCGUGAUCCUGCCUGCACUGAAGGGCUCCAAACGGAACUUUAUCAUCAAACAUCUGGCCUGGCUCAUUGGCAGCCUGGGAGUCCUCAUACUGGACUUCUUCGUGACUGCCCAGUUUGUCAUAUACAGGAAGAACUGCUCUCCUAAAACCAGCACACUGCUCAGCGUCCCAGAGGUGGAACCUCUCCUGUGUGAGGACGAGGAGCUGUCAGUAUUAUAGGUCACAGCGUGAACACCAACAUGGGCCACUAGAUCGAAAAUGGACCAGUCAGUCGACAGGUCGUUUUGAAUGAUUCUGUUGUGUUGUCAGUGAUCAUUAGUUUACUCAGAACUAUUCCAGAGAACAGAAGCGUAAAAUGUGGUAAAAGGAAGGAAGGAAAGGCUAAAGAAAAGGUCUGGUAAAUACAUUUUUGUUAAAAAAUUAAUGUUGUGAAUUUGGGGUUUUUGCCUUUCCUUGGUAGUCUUUUGGAGCAUCUGUGCACUUGAAAGGUCUGCAAAGUGAAAAGUCCACGCCAAAGGAAGUUACUCUCCCACAGAAAACACUGCUCCUGCGCUGCCUGAAAUGCCUGGUUGGAGUAGAGCCUUUACUUCCCUGACUUAUGUAACAAGAGUCAUAUGAAUAUAUAUUUUUAUGUAUUUAUUAUAAAAUGUAUACACUCCAGUUAGUCAGCAGACAUACAGUUGCUACUACUGUAGCAGCGUUAUUUUAGAUCACACUCCUCUGCUUGGCAUGACCCGCCCUACUCUGCCUCUGAUUGGUUACAUCCUGCUCCUUAAGUAAGGCCUAUGUACAACUCUCACCAAAGAUUGAACUAAGGCGAGAUGUCCCACUCUGAAACAGCGUACAAGACACAGUUUGAAAAGGGAUACUGCAGAAAUGCACCAUAUGAGAAAAAAUAACGAGUUUUUAUUAAAUUAAAGUGUGUAAAUUUAUUCUAGUUGGACCCCCAAAUGAACCUGAAAAAUGGAAUAAUGUGGCCUCUUUAAGAGUAAGCAUAGGACCACUUUAGAAAGAUUUCAGGCCAUUUUUUGUCUAGGAUGUGAGUUAGCAUCACUGCAAUCUUUUUCUGAUUAUGAGUGCUGUCAUUUUUGAUAACUUCUUCAUCUUGGCCUACUUUAUUUUAUUUUGGGUGGAAUAAUUAUUUUUAUUUGCCACGGGGAACCAAACAGCCCAGAGGGGGAGGUUCAAUCCCAGAUGUCUUUUCACAAAUGCAGGCGUUAUGGAAGAAUGAAGUGCCUGUUAUAUUUACACACUUUUGACAAGGUAAUACUGUUGUAGAGGAUUGCAGUAAUAAACUAGGACGCAUGGUAUGGGGAGAGUUUGGUAUUUGAGUGCCAUGAAAUGGAGUGUGAGCACAGUAAUAGAGGAACCAACAUGAAUAUGUGAAUUUGGCAAACAGGAAAUUGUCCAACAUUAGAAUGCAAGACUUGUUAGUUAGUUAGUAUUACAUUAGAAGACAGGAUGUGCACGUCUAAGUUCUUCUUUGAGAACUGAUGUUGCAUUUCUCCAUUUUCUUGGUCCAAGCCCUCUUCUCUCCUGGAGAAAGAAGUUGUCUGUGCCUUCUUAGACUAAAAGAUAAAUGCACUGUAUAUCCGUUUUAGAACAAAAAUAUUUUUUUUUUUGUAGAAAAUGCCUUGGAACCAGUUAUCUUCAUUUACCCUCACUGUUUUAAGUAUUAUGAGUAGCAUUAAUAGUAACGGUGUCCUCUUUUGUGACAUCUCCAUGACAUUUUGAGACAUUCACUAGAGAAAACAGGAGGGAGUGAUCAUUAUUUUUUAGAUGUAUCUGAAGGUAGGAAUAUUAAUGUGAUUUUAUUGUAGACUUGAUAAAGUGAUGAGAUUCGGAAUUAGUUUGCACAUUUAAGAUGUUUUGUGUUUUCUGUCAUCGGGUUAAAAACACAGAGGAUGCUCUUGUCAGGUCAAAUUUAUUAAAAUACGUUAAUAGCUUCAAUAUGUUUAUUCACAGAGUAACAAAACAAAUAGAUGAUGACCUUCUUGAUGAGCCAAAUGAGCACUUCAGGUUCAUUUAUAUGAUUAGCAAAGCUAACUGCACAUCAGUGUUGUGCCAAAUGUUGUUGCACAGUAUGCAUGUCAUGCUCACUGUUUAACCUGGUCAUAACGAAAGUAUUUCACUUGCAGAGAGCUGCACAUUUCUCUACCUCAGUAUCAUGUGGUUGUGAACUAUUUCUCUUUGUGUGAAAAUAGACGUUAUGUUGUAGCACCUAGUUCAGAAACACAUGCAAGUAAAUGUUGGUCAAUAUCAGAAUUACAAAGUAGAUCAUGAGUGGUUCCUUUUUCUAUUCUCAGCCUCUCAGAUGAUGCAAUAAUGUGGAAAUAUAUAAAUAAAGGAUGAUUUGUUCUGACUUUAGUGACUGAAAAGGAAAUUUGUUUGCAAAUAUAUGCAAUAAGAGUAAAUAAUUUUCACUAAUAAAUUAUUUUUGUAUUGCACGAGUCAUACGUUGAUCCUUUUUCUCUUUUUAAUGAGUCUUUUUCAAUAUAGCCCCAAAAAGUACUUGUAUAUAUUGCUACAGUAUAUUGUUGAACAUGUUGUAUUUAUAUUACUGUAGUUUUACUUAAAUGAUAACGCCAUUGCUAUUUAUUUGUAUUUUUUUUUAACAAAAUGUUAAUUUUUUUUUAGUAUUUAACCUUCCAUGGCCAGUUAUACUGUACUUCUAAGCUCUGUGCCAGGCUCUGUUGACUGAUGAUGUCUUCUGAUAUUACAUGUAUGGAAAACCACUAUAUGUAUGAUAAUAACCAUGUGUACAAAACUUGAAUAAACUGCAAUGUAUGGUAUAUCCUCAGCA
This is a messenger RNA of Acanthopagrus latus (yellowfin seabream), 3857 nucleotides long. RefSeq names its product lysosomal amino acid transporter 1 homolog. The transcript has 8 exons. The coding region runs from base 338 to 1273 and encodes 311 amino acids. The record is from RefSeq and is a predicted model, not a curated record. Lineage: Eukaryota; Metazoa; Chordata; Actinopteri; Spariformes; Sparidae.